AUGGACGCAGGCGGUCUCGCUCAAAUGAACUCAAACAACUUUUCCUCGGCCAACGGCCUUGCCUUACCCGGCGGAGGUCUUGCCUCACGUCGGGGUGGCCCCGUGAAGCCACUCUCUCUCUCCAGCGCCACCCCGACCAGCAAUGCUGCUGACAAUGGAGCCCCAACUCCCCGAACCAGCCGUUCUCACCUGCUCGCAGGCCUGAGGACUGCUCCUAAAUCCGCUACUGCGACCAACUUUUCCGGUGCCAACAGUGUCGCUUCGCCCACUACCCAGUCUUUUGCGAGAAACAACAUGAACUCCAACAUGUACGCUCAAGUACCGGGCAACCAGUACAACGGUCCCAAGACUGCGCUCCCCCGGUACGCAGGUCAGCAGCAGCAGCAGCAAUACAUUCAGCCCCAGCAGCAGCAGCAGCAGCAACAGACUCACCAGUCUGUCUCCACCAGCCAGCACUACAGUGCUGAACAGGUCCUUGCGCCGCCCGAGAUCCACUUUGAUGAGCAAGAGCAGAUGGAUCCCAAUCUGUAUGCCCAGUUGGUGGCCACCAAUAUGUACCUUGCCCAGCAGCAACAGCGCCUGCAGCAGCAGCUUCUCAGCGUCCAGGCCGCUGCUCAGCAAUUCCAGGGCCUGAACCUACAGGGAGCCCAGCAGCAGAUCCAGCAGCAGCAAUUGGCCAUGUACCAACAGCAACAGCAGCUCCAAAGCAUUCAGCAGUCCAUGAUGGGGCAGAUGGCCAACCAGCAGCAGCAGAACGUCUACACGUACUACGAUCCUGUCACCCGCCAACAGGGCUACUACGUCGACCAGGGCCAGAAUGACCAGCAGGCUCAGAUCGCUCAGCUGUACGCUGCACUGGCCCAGCAGCAGCAGCAGCAGCAGCAGCACACACCCCGCGUUCAAGUUUCUCCCCCUCCCGAGAACCACGCUUCCCCAUUCCGCACUUCAACUCCUCCCAGGCGCUACGAGUCGCCCUCCGAGGUGGCUCCGUUGCCUCCCCCAUCGGCGAAUGCCUUCCGCCGUGGCCAUAAGAAGGUCAUGUCUUUGGCCCUGAACGGUAACAAUCAGGCCAACCUCUCGCCUUCCCAAGAGCCUCCCAAGUCAGCUGGCCCUAAGACGGCUUCUUUCCCGCUCACCCCCCUCUCCGGAGGUUAUGGACCCGGUCAGGGCCGUGCCGGCGAACACCCCGUUCGCCAGCCCCGGGGCCCACCAUCUAUCGAGGAGCUCAAGGCCAAGCCCACCGCAAAGGAAGAGGGCAGCAAGAACUUUGCCACCCGUACUCGGCGUUCCGCUGUGCACAAUCUUGUGCGUGCUGGACGUGAGCGCAGAAAGGGCCCUGGCAGCUCCAACGGCAGCAUGAGUCCUGUAUCUGAGAGUGCCGAGGAGGAGUCGAGCACUCCUAUCACCGACAACGAGUCGGAUUCUGGCCACAGCGGAUCGGGCAGCCUGGCGGGUGACAUCGACUGCUCCUUCCCCAGCUCAAGGACUUCCACCAACGGCAGCUGGGGUGCUAUCGGUUCCGACCGCCCAGGCUCGCGUCAGAGGGCUCGCAAGAGCGUCGGCAGCGUGAGCAGCAACGAGAGCAGCGAGAACAGCUUCGCCAGCGUCUUCAAGAACUCGGCUCAGCGUGCCGGGAUCGAAGUGACGGACGGACAGCGCAAGGCGCCCAUGUUGGUCUUGACCAGCGCCGAGAAGCGAAAGAGCGGCAUCAUGGCGUAG
Messenger RNA from Colletotrichum higginsianum IMI 349063, 1719 nucleotides. RefSeq lists its product as uncharacterized. The coding region runs from base 1 to 1719 and encodes 572 amino acids. Lineage: Eukaryota; Fungi; Ascomycota; Sordariomycetes; Glomerellales; Glomerellaceae. The transcript has a single exon. The record is from RefSeq and is a predicted model, not a curated record.